GCCGUUCGAGAUAGUGUCGAAGGGGAGUGAUCAUCGACGUACGGUGUGUGACCGCGUGGGUGCGUGCAUGGAAAAUAAGACGACCCCAGGAGUGGCCCGUGGUACGAAGGCGAACGAGGCGGAGCAAGGUGGCGGCUCCUCCGCUAACCGGACGAGCGGCGCGGUGUGAGAAAAAUGUCGAGCGCCGCGGACAGUCCUGAUGGGAUGGCUUUGCAGUCACACUACUCCCUUCGAUGGAACAAUCAUCAGACCCACAUACUACAGGCGUUCGAGGCGUUGCUGCACGCCGAGGUGCUCGUCGACGUGACACUGGUCUGUGCCGAGACCAGCCUCAGGGCGCACAAGGUUGUCCUUAGUGCCUGCAGUCCGUUCUUCGAAAGGAUAUUCGCGGAACACCCCUGCAAGCAUCCGGUGAUCGUGUUGAAGGACUUUCCCGGCCACGAGGUGGCAGCGCUGAUCGACUUUAUGUACCGGGGCGAGGUUCGCGUCGGUCGCGAGGAACUGCCCGGGCUGAUGAGAGCUGCGGAGAGUCUACAGGUGCGUGGAUUGGCAUCGUCGGAGCCGAGGCCUGCCUCGCCGCCGGAGACACCAACCGCUGAUCUUCUUCUGGGCGAGCCGUCGACGCCUGAGGGCGCCAGGCAAGGCACCCCCGAGGAGGACGACAACGCGUCGGAGAGCACAGCGCCGGCGUCCACGCGGGAACCAAUGGCGGCGACCACGCCGACGAUAUUUCAUCCCGCGAGAGAUCAUCGGGACAGGUUACCGCACAUGGGUCACUUGAACUUCGGAAUCCGUGAGCUACGGGAGAGCUGCGGGUCGCCGUUGUUACCCAGGCGGAAGCAAGCGCGUCCACGAAGGAGAUCGGGCGAGCUGGUGCCGCAAGAUCUCAGCAGACCUCAUCCGCCACCGAGUCUAAGUCCGCCAGUGAGCGGUUUGAACCUGACCGGUGGCCAACAACAGUCGCAGCACCAACAGCACCACCAACAGCACAACCACCACCAUCAUCAUCAUCAUCAACAACAAUCGACGAUCCCGCAGAAUCAACAGCACCAGGAGGACAUAGCGGAGAAUCUCUCGAUGAAGAGAUCCCUGUCGCCUAGCGGCACCGAACAACACCACGUGAAAGCGGAGAGCAGCGAGGCGGCAAGCAGUCCAAGGGGAUCACCAUUGACCGGCACCAGUCUGCUCCACCACGAUGGUUCCCUCCAAGACAUCCCGUCUGCGGCGGCGGCAGCAGCGGCGGCGGCGGCGGCUGCGGCGGGCCUGCCGGCGAUGUCGGCGUUGUCGUUGACGCCGCCGCACCAUCACAGCGAGUACCUGACGAGUCUGGGCCAGCUAGCGGCCCAAUGGUUGCCAAAUCAUCCGCAGAACCAACUGCCACCACCGCAUCAGGGUCAUCAUCCGCGGGAAGGUAGCAGUCCGCACGGGCCCAAUCGAACGCAUCCGUAUCAGCAGCAACAACAGCAACAACAGCAGCAACAGGAGUCACCGUUGACACCUCGACGUAGCUCGGUCGCAUCCAUGUUCCCGUUGGACGGGGUCGCGUCUCUGGGCGGUGGACUGUUCCCGCACGCCGGCGCCCUCGACAGGGGAUCCCUUUUAGCGGAUCUCCACGAUAGCUUUAAGCCGGAAACGCUGCACGGCUUGUUCGGCGCGGCGGGUCUCGGUGGUCAUCAUCCUGUGAAGAAGCCCAAGAAGCACAGGGGCGACGGCGACACGCCUCGUAGAUGGGGGGACCACGGUAGCCGGGGUCUGCCCGUCGGUAGACCGAAGGGUCAGCACAGCGCGCCCCGAGGCGGACCACCCAGGUCGUGGACGAACGCGGAACUUACCGAGGCGUUGCAGCACGUCUGGAACAAGAAGAUGACCACGUCUCAGGCGAGCCGGAUCUUCGGUAUCCCGUACAACAGCCUGCUGAUGUACGUACGGGGGAAGUACGGCAAAAGUCUGAAGCUCGAGCAGCUCAGGAGGGAUUGCACGGGCGCGACCACGGGCGAGGUAAUGAUGAACUCGUUGAACAACAACGUCAAGACCGUCCAGCCGCCCACGCAAAUGACCCAUCCGCUUGCCGGUUUGCCGCCGCAUCCGGGCGAUGACAGCGGGUUUCCACAUCAUUCGUUGCUCGGUGGUAAUCUGCCGCAGGGUUUCUUUCCCGAUUUCGCGGCCGCCGCAUUCCCCGUACCGGUCAGUAUGGUGCACUUACUACCCCCCAGCGAACAGAAGGCGUUCGAACCACCAGGGAAUCCUGGGGGCGGUGGUGGAGGAGGUGGUGGUGGCAACGGAGGUGACCUGUCCACCACGCGGAGCAGUCGGACACCGUCGCCGAUCGAUCAUCAUCAUCAUCACCAUCACCACGAGUCGUUGCAGCCGCAACCGCCGCAAUCGGCGCCCGCGCUACUUCAACAAAAUGGUUCGGAUUAGAAGAAUAUCGUUUUACUCGUGGUCAUAGGUACGCGCGUUGAUACUUAUUAAUCCUUGUUGAAGGCCCACGGACACAUCGGUGUCCGAUCACACACACACACACACACACACACACACACACACCAAUCAUCCCCACCCACUCCCACGUUUAACGAUCCCUCGACACGAGACACGUGACACACGUUCACGGCACCACGCGGUACAAAGACCACACACACACACACACACACACAGACAGACAGACACACGCGCCCGCGCGCGAUCUCACCCCAGCUCCUGCCCAUCCCCGAUAUUUUGCGCGAGAUUGUUCUCUUUUUCACAAGACUGACUAUCACCAAUUACAGCUCCCGGGGUACGUUCGACGGACGUUCCGCCCUGCUCAAAUCCACGCUUAAGCCACGCUGUCGCCACGUGUCACUUCUGUCUUUCCUUACGGUUCCUCUCGAACCUUCUUAGCUCUGUCUUUCUCCCGUCAGCAAAAAUAUUGACGUCGAUCCCCCUUUGUCCGUCGAUCGCGAAACGCCAGACUCCAGUCGAGCGUGCCGGCGAAAUUCUCUUUCCUCGCGCGCGAGAGAUCCCCGUCGCGUCUUCUUCGAGACCCCCAUCCUCGCACCACUUCGUCUUCUUGGUUAAAAUUAGUGACCUGUGUACCCGCCUCCCCUCCCGAGACAGCUCCAUGGGAAAAAGAAGAGUCAUCCACCGGUGUAUUUUCUGGUGCUUGUUCCACACUCACCCCUUUCCACACACGACCAAUCCACAAUCCUCACUGUACGUGUUAAAAGUCGACGGGAAAGCAAAAAAAAACGAUCCCGGUUCGGCUAAUAAGGACGCGACGAGGCGGUUUUCGGAGCGGAGACUUUCACCGGCGGGCGAGACCAACUCGUAUUCAUCACUAUAAAUAGUUCCUGCUACAAGAGCGAUUAUACCAAAUAGUACUGUAAAACGGCCGAGUAAAUACGGAUUGCUUGCUGUAUGGAGAAUAGCAAUACGCCCGGAGAUUGUAAUGCUCGCAACUACCGCUUCGCUUGGAAAUCGCGGAACCCGCCCGGGGGAAAGUGACGCA
Dufourea novaeangliae is the source of this 3484-nucleotide messenger RNA. RefSeq names its product protein jim lovell-like (gene lov). Bases 175 to 2421 code for a protein of 748 amino acids. Gene Ontology annotation, biological process: regulation of transcription by RNA polymerase II. The record is from RefSeq and is a predicted model, not a curated record. Gene Ontology annotation, molecular function: protein binding; DNA binding. Gene Ontology annotation, cellular component: nucleus. Lineage: Eukaryota; Metazoa; Arthropoda; Insecta; Hymenoptera; Halictidae. The transcript has 2 exons.